Molecule: messenger RNA, 983 nt
Organism: Leguminivora glycinivorella
Lineage: Eukaryota; Metazoa; Arthropoda; Insecta; Lepidoptera; Tortricidae
Gene: Rbm13
Product: protein MAK16 homolog A
Exons: 8
Coding region: 83-973 (296 amino acids)
Biological process (GO): maturation of LSU-rRNA; maturation of 5.8S rRNA
Cellular component (GO): preribosome, large subunit precursor; nucleolus
Source: RefSeq, a predicted model, not a curated record
UCAAUUUAAAACAAAUCACAUGUGCGUCGAUGUUUUACCAGUUUUACUGUAAUAGAAUAGUUAAAACGCUUAAUUACUAAAAAUGCAGCAUGAUGAUGUUGUUUGGGCCAUCAUCAACAAAACUCAUUGUUCCCACAAAGUAACGACACAGACUCAACAUUUUUGUCGUAAUGAAUAUAACCUCACUGGUUUAUGUACGCGGGCCUCCUGCCCGCUGGCAAACAGCAAGUAUGCAACAAUUAGAGAAGAAAACGGUAUUAUUUACUUAUACAUGAAGACAGCGGAAAGAGUCAUGUUUCCAGCCAAGCAAUGGGAGAAAGUGAAGCUGUCACGGAACUUCGAGAAGGCCAUUCACCAAAUAAAUGAGAACUUGUUGUACUGGCCUGCCUUCAUCAAGGCCAAGUGUAAACAGAGAUUCGUCAAAAUAACUCAGUAUCUGAUUCGGAUGAGAAAGCUUAAGCUGAGACGUGUUAAAGAGAUAGUGCCCAUACAACGGAAAAUUGAGAGGCGGGAGCGAAGACGUGAAGAGAAGGCCCUUGUUGCCGCGAGAAUAGACAAUGUUAUAGAGAAACAACUGCUGGAGAGACUUAAGAAGGGCACUUACAACGACAUCUACAACUUCCCUCAAAUGGCGUUCGACGCAGCGCUGAAGGCCGAGGAGGUGUCCGACGAAAGCGAGAGCGAGAGGGAAGAGGAGGAAGAGCGAGAGGUGGAGAUGGAGCCGGAGCUGGAGAGAGAGCUGCAAGCUGUCGAGGAGACGGAUGAGUUUGUAGAGGGAGAUAGUGAUAUGGACAGUGAUGAGGAAAGUGACUCAGGUCAUAGAGAAGGCGCAGAUGUUGGCAGUGACUUUGAAUCUGAGACAUCUGAUAUUGAGGAUGUUGCUGAAAAGAUUGUUUCCAAGAAGAAGCCGCGCGUUGAAAUAGAAUACGAAACUGAAGUUCCCAGUAUAUCUAAGAAGAAAAUAAAACAUUGAUGCAUUUUAA